Molecule: messenger RNA, 7536 nt
Organism: Talpa occidentalis (Iberian mole)
Lineage: Eukaryota; Metazoa; Chordata; Mammalia; Eulipotyphla; Talpidae
Product: interferon-induced very large GTPase 1-like
Exons: 2
Coding region: 87-7385 (2432 amino acids)
Molecular function (GO): GTP binding
Source: RefSeq, a predicted model, not a curated record
GCAGCAGCUGCCAGACCUAGGAGAGACCUACAUGCAAGUCUCUCUGGAACAAACUGAAGUCAGGAGAUUGGCCUCUGGAGACAGCCAUGGCCACAGCAUGGAAAACCCCAGAGGACCCUCAGCUCCCAGGGGAAAGAGGGCAAGAGCUCCAAGAGAUGCUGAGAGAAGUGGGGCUGGCACCUGAGUACUGGCUGCACCAGCUACAGGAACAUCUUGGCGUCACCUGUGCCCAGGCUUUAGAACACCUAGACGCAAAGGACCUCCGGAGGUUAAAGGCCCAGGCACAACAUCCCUGGGAGACAAGGGCCCUGGAGAAACUGCUGAACCAGUCACACUCAAAGAGGCUUCCAGAGUCACAGGAGGCUCAGGUGGAAAUGAUAAGAAAGCAGCAGAAGCAGGCGGAGCAGGCGCUGCAGGAGCUGAGAGGCUUGAUGUCAGCAGGGAGGCAGCGACAGGAAGACGCAGUGAGGAGUAAAGAGGCAGAGCUGAGGCAAGCAAUGGACAUCCCCAAAGAGUACUGGCCACCACCACAAACAUCCCUAAAAGAAGUCAUGGAAAACAUGCAGAGACAACUUCACCUCAUAGAGGGGACACUGUCCCACAGACAAAACCUCCCGGACAGAGAGCUGGUGAGAUGGGCAUCCGGAGGACUGGCGCUGCAGGGAAUUUACAAAACCAGCUCUGAAAGAGGCCUGUUAGAGAAGAGAGAAGAGCUACUCAGUGUCCCCACACAGUUCUCACUUGCUGGCCCUGAGCAGGGCCCACGCAUGGAAACAAAAGAAUUUACAUCUUCUAAAGACGAAUCCACCUUCACGCAGACUAUGGAAAAACUGGGCUUCAGUGUAACUGCUACAGCCAAGGGUGGAGGUUGGGGAUUUAGCCUGGAAGCCGGUACAGAUUACAGCAAACACUCAGAUUCCAAGGCAACCGGACAAUCACAUUCUCAGCAUUCCUAUUUUUGUUCAACCAAGUUCAGCUAUGUCCCCCUGGCCUCCUGCCACUUUCCUGUUCAUCAGCUUCAGUUCUCCAAGGCUGCUCUCCAGGAACUGCAAUGCAUUGAAGGCCUCCUGGGUCAGCCUGCAGGCCCAGACAGACACCUCCAGCUGAGAGACAAGGCUGAAACCUUCUUCCACAGGUUUGGCUCUCAUGCUAACCAGGGCCCUCUGCAUCUGGGAGGAAUCUACUGGUGGAAAGCCACUGCAGAGGGUUUCCAGAGGCAGCAGCUGGCAGAAGUGAAACAGCAGGCAGCAGAGGCCCUGGAUAGUUACAUAAGGGGCAGCUUCAGUGGCUUUGGAGUGCAUGGUGCCGCAGGGGUGGAUGUGUCAGCAUCACAUUCAAAAGCAGUUUCUCAGAAAACCACCUUCCAAAGCCUCCAAACUAAAGUCCAAUUAUUUACUGCACAGACAGGGGGCCCACCAGAGGCAAACAGCCUCAUUCAGUGGAAAGCUGGCCUCGUGGCCAGUAAUCAAACCUGGUGUGUCAUUGACAGGGGACUUCAGCUGGUGCCCGUCUGGGACAUCAUCCUCUCCAGCCACAGGAGUGAUUUCAAGGACCCGCUUCUGGUAGCGAAAUUCCUGACAGACUGCUACACUGCACUGACUGGCCUCAAAGCCCACAUCCAGGAGGGGGAAGAAUCACUGAGUGCUGGGGCACAGGCUCGGGCUUUCCUAGAGCAUGUGGAAUCCUGGGAGGUGGCUGAUCCUGAAGUGCAACUAAAGAGACUGAUAGAUUUCAAGGAAAUGUUGAAUGAAAAAGUAAGAAGUUAUGGCACUUGGAUUAACAUAUGCCUUACAGAUGGGGGUUUGCAGAAUUUUCUGUUAAACACUGUCAGCCAUUGCAAAAACGUUUCCACUUAUAACACCAAAUUUGUUAAAUCUCAGUUGCGCAUCCUCCUGGAUCCCCACAUCUACAGCGUGACAAACUUUCCUCAGGCUCAUUCCAUCAUGCAAUGGAUCUUCCAGUCAGAGUCAGCAAAAGAGCCUGUCAACAUCUCCCAAUUUUCUGAACUAAUAAAAAUCUUAAAAGAAGCCCAGAAUGAUAUCAUGGAAGUGAAGACCGAAUCGGAGUCUCUAGAAACAGUAGAGGAAGUGCAAAGAAAGGCUACUUAUGAGGUUAGCUUGGCUCUUGGCUGUUUCUUGAAUAAGCUCCAAGAAAAUGAGCAGCCAGACAUACAAGUCUUGCUACUUUGCAUUGCAAUGGGUGCAGGAUACCAUGCGGUAAACAAAACUUUUCAAUCUAUUUUAGAGUAUACACAAUUAGACUUCUUAGUGAAUGAAAUGCAAAGAACACACAAGCAAUACCAGGAACUCAAAAGUACUUGCAGCUACAGAGCUCAUGCGUUCCUGGUGCUCACAGGGCUGACAGCCACUGCUAGAGUCACAGCUCUUUCUCCACAAGAGAAAAUACAACACUUGGAAUUAAUAAGACAGCACCUGGGACAAUCAUUAUCUGAAGAAGUUGCACAUGUGCUCACCAAAUAUGGAGCAUUUCAUGACUGGGAAAACCUGGAGAAAGACUUGAAAUUGCUAAUUGAUGGCAAUUAUGAAGCCACCAGGUCUCCAUUGCAAGUGAAAGAGGUGAUGAAACAAUUGCAAAAUAUCUUCCAUGAAAAGAACCCACCCCAAGAAUCGCAAGAAAAUGAAAUUAACAAAAGGGAAGUCACAGAAAAUAGGCCCUUGCUAGAAUUACUCCAGCGUCUAGGCCUAGAGCAUUACUACCCAAAAAGGAUGAGCAGAGCUGACUUCCAUUUGAUCUACAGAGCUUCUGUGAAUAACACCCAGCCCAGCUCUGAACAGGACCUUCCCUUCUACUUCCUACAGAAGCUGCUCAUGCUGGAUUAUGGGCUGAGAUACCUGGUCUUCAAAGAUGAUGGAAACACAGAGAUGCAAGACUGCCCAAGCACCACAAGUCAUGAAAAUGAGCCUUUUGAUCCAUAUGCAGACCUUUUUGAAGAUAGUGAAGGUCCCACUAGUUCUUCAGCACCUACUCCCAGGCCCCACAUCCACCCUAUGGAUAUUCAGAUGGCAAUUCUUCACUGUGCAGAUGAUUUUGCCAGACAAUAUAUUUUGGGCAAACUUGCCAUUUGUCAGUUUGCCCUUCCCCUUCUAAUACCUAACCCCUGCACUUCUCAAAUUGAAUUCUCUCUCUGGUCUCUCAGUCAAAUUAGGAAAACCUGGCAACAGUCAAGGACAUCAGCAACCGAGAAGAGCAAUUACAGGAAUCAGCAGAUGUGCCGGGUCUCUACCCCCAUUGUGUCCUUUAUUCGAGUUGGAAAUGGCCUCUCUGCUUCCAAAUCUCAGAUCAUGAACUGUCUUGUCAGUAAACGGAAACAUGAUGUCUUUUUUCACCGACACUGCAGAGGGAGCAGCAAAGACUGUCUCUUGAUGGGAGGUGUGGUGGAAAUCUGCUGGUUCUGUCCCGGGGGGAAAGAGGAGGACAGAUUUCAUACCUGCCUGACCUUCACCAAUCUCCAUGGAGAUGCAAAGGAACACGAGGAGCAACUCACCUUCCUGCAGAAGGUUUCUUCUCUCCUUGUGGUCCUCAUGUCAACCAAUGAUGGCAAUAAUAAAGAAAACAGAAAAACUGUCAAUGACCUGUGUCAGUCAUCAAAACCUUUGAUCUUUUUGCUUGAUGACAAAGAAAAAAUAAUGGGCAGUAAGUCUGCCCAAAGAGUGAAGAUAGGAAUCAGAAACAGAAAUGAGGCAGAAUUAACAGAAGAGCUCGCAACUACAAUCCAGGGUUUGCUAGAGCGAUCUGAUGCUGCUCUCAGCUUACAGGCCUGUGCCCAGAUUGCUCGCCAGCAGGGAUUCCUCAUUGAUGAGGACCAGAGAGAUUGCAAGGAGGCCAAGGAAAAGGCAGAGACUCUAAUGGCACUACUGAGGGAGAUGCAGAUCUCGCAGAUGAAGGAAAACCUACUGCCCCUUCAGGGACAACUCUGGCACCUUUGGUGUAAGAAGGACAAAGAACUGUACCAUCUGAGAGAGAAGGGGAAUCGGAGCAUUGAACAACACAAGAGUGAAAUUGAGAAGGAGAAACAAAGAAUACGGCAACAACAGUUGACCAGAGCCUUUCCUUUCAAUGAUUUCAUGCGAUCUAUUCUUGAAAUUCUUCAUCUGUAUUCAGAAACUCAUACUAAACUUUAUUUCCUCCAAUGGAUGAGUGUGUUUUUGGACAAUAUUACAGCUGGACACUUGGAAGAACUGAAUAAAAAGAAAAAGACUUUGUGGUCACAGAUACAAACAGAAAAGCAAAAUGUACCAAAGAGCAGCCAUCUAAAAGACUGGGAAUGUAAGAUAGAAGCUCUCUCCAGAAAGAUUAAUGACUGUUCUCUGGGGAUUGAGCAACUUCUCAGAGAAGUGGGCCAGAUCUAUGAAGCUCUGGAAGAAGCUUCCUCCACAAAGGAUAAACUUUUUCUGUUUCUCCCCCAGAUUGCUGCGAAUCUGAUGAUCGCUGGGGUUCCCAUUGAGCUGAUGGAUGGGGAUGCUUCCUAUGUGCCUCUGAAGUGGGUGGCAGCUGUGUUUGACAAGGUCUCUGAGAAACUUGGGGACAAACGACUGUUUGUUCUCUCUAUCCUUGGCCUGCAGAGCUCAGGGAAGUCCACCCUGCUGAAUGCCCUUUUUGGGCUGCAGUUCACGGUGAGUGCAGGGAGGUGCACUCGAGGAGCCUACAUGCAGCUCCUGAGGGUGGAGGAGACAUUCACAGAAGAACUUGGCUUUGAUUUUGUCCUGGUGGUGGACACAGAAGGCCUUCGAGCCCCAGAACUCAACAACAAAUCCCAGAAUCGGGACAAUGAGUUGGCAACCUUUGUCAUUGGACUUGCAAACUUGACUCUGAUCAAUAUUUUUGGAGAGAAUCCAUCAGAAAUGCAAGACAUUCUACAGAUAGUUGUCCAGGCCUUUCUGAGGAUGAAACAAGUGAAAAUCUCUCCGAGUUGCCUCUUUGUCCAUCAGAACGUGGGGGAAAUCACAGCUGAAUACCAGACCAUGGAAGGGCGGAGGCGGCUAGAGCAGAGACUGGAUGAGAUGGCGGCGACAGCAGCUGAGCAGGAACAGUGCUCAGAUGUGACCCACUUCAGCGAUGUCAUUAAGUUUGAUGUUAACACUCAUGUCUGCUACUUCGCUCACCUCUGGGACGGCAACCCCCCAAUGGCCCCUCCUAAUCCUCGCUACAGUCACAAUGUCCAGGACCUGAAGAGCAGAAUUCUCCUGACCGCCCAGCAGGAGGCCAGGGGAAGCAUCAUGAAGAUAUCGGAUGUAAAACUGCGAGUUCAAGACUUGUGGAGAGCACUCGUGAGUGAGAACUUCAUUUUCAGUUUCAGGAACACCCAAGAGGUCGUGGCCAUGAGCAAACUGGAGACCAUGUACAACUCCUGGACCUGGGAGCUGAGGAGUCAUGUGCUGGGCUUGCAGGACAAGCUGAUCAACCAGAUUCAGAAUGGGAAAACCAAAAUACUCAUGACAGAAGAACUUCAUGUUCCUGUCGCAGCAAAAUGUGAAGCCAUCAAGCAAGAAUUUGAAAAAUAUUUUAAUGAAGAUCCAGAUAGCGAAAUACUGGUUCAGUGGAAAGCAAAUUUUGAGAAUAAGUUAAUAAUCCUUAGAGAGAAACUUAUUUUAGAGAGCCAAAGAAAAGUGAAUGAACUGAUCAGUUUUAAAAAAAGUCAAGAAAAACUGGAUAACAAAAAAUCAAGUUAUGAAAUGGAAUUAUUAAAAAGAAGUCGAGAGUUGGCUUUAACUGUAAAGGGCCAACAACUGAGUGAGAAUGAACUAUGUGAAAAAUUCAAUGAACUUUGGCAAAAAUGGGUCUCUGAAGUGUCCUCAACACACCAGCCAAUUCCAGAGCCACAAAUUGAUGUGGAUGCAGAAAACAUCCUUUUGCAACAUUUCAACAAGGAGAAAAAUGUGGUGAACAUAUUGAAAGAAAAUUCUGGGAGGAAGUUUCAAAUAGAUCAUGACAAACAUGUUCAAAUGAGAAAGAGUUACUAUAUCAUUACAAAGCGCUUAAAUGUGGAAGAUAUAGAAUCCAUUAAAAUGACGACUAUUCACAUAGUCUCAAGAUAUGAAGAAGCUAUCGCCAACAUUAGGAAGCAACAGCAUGAUUACAAUUCAAGUUAUUUCCACGAAAUCCUGACAAUAAUAGAUGAAGAGGUGAAAUCUGCACCAACUAAGGAGAGAUACACAUUUACAAGUAGAUAUAAAAUGGAUUUGUCUUCAAGUUUAUUCCAAAGUGCAUCAGUAGAAUUUAAGGAGAUACACAGGGCAUUCAAGCGAGCAAAUGAUCCUGUCAACUACCUGGAGAGCAAGAAAGAAGAUUUCUUCAUGAGUUUUAAGAUCUCUUGUCAGGGAGCAACUUCAAUCAAAACAUUUGUUGAUUUUCUCUGGAACAAGAUCACUCCUGCUGUCUCAACUACCAUCCAUGGACUAAUGGUUCGUGACAUUUCAGGUGAUAUUCGAGCAACUUGUUCCGCUUUCAAUGGAAACAGGGCCAACCUGGAGAAACACAUUCUCAUCUCUCUAGCAGAAGAAGAGAAUUUUGAUAACUACUGGCAGUACCUUCAUCAUCCACAAUCAUUUUUCAGGAAUUACAUUGAAAGUCAUAUUCAAAGAUACUGUUCAGACAAAGAAAGUAACAAAGUGAAGGAUAUGUUAAAACUAAGGUUAGAUGAAAUAAAAAAUACCAUUCUCUCAGCCAUUCACAAAUCCACAGAAAUAGCUAAAGAUAAAGGCAGCACCGUGUCUGAGUGGCUGGAUAUGUUCUGUGAUCAGCUGAGCGAGAAACUGAUCUUGCCUCGAAAGGACUUGGUAGGCAUUGAACACCAGGAGAUAAAAGAUAAUGAUUUCCUCAAAGAAGCCAUGAGUGAAGCUUUGGAUCCCGCAAUGAAGACAGUGGAACAGAAUUGUCUGAGCAAGUCUGCAGAAGAAAUGGUUCCUGCAAUCGCGGAAAAGCUCUCUGAACAUCUCUGUGGCUGCUGGAAACGGUGUCCCGCCUGUGGGGCAAUUUGUACGAACACAAUCUCUGCACAUGAAGGAGACCACAGUGUUCCCUUCCACCGUCCUCAGGCUGUCAUAGGAGUGGCAUGGUACGAGACAGACCACUUUGUCAUCGAUUUCUGUACUAGUUUGGUAGCAAGUGAAUGUUCAUUGGUUCUGCAUGAUGGCAGAGAAAUCCCAUAUAAGGCCUACCGACAGGCAGGAGGGGAAUAUGCCACAUGGAGCAUCACCCCAGACUUAUCCUCCCAGUCAUACUGGAAAUGGUUUGUCUGUCACUUCAGAUCAGAGUUACAAGAAAAAUAUAAGAACAAGUUUGCUGGGAGGGGUGAAAUCCCUGAUGACUGGACCAAAAUCACAAAGCAGGUUGUGCUCAAUGACUUGAAAGAUAAUAUUCAGUGACCACAAAAAAGCCCCAGUACGAACAAUGCUCAGACAUCUCCUCACAAUGAGAUCCCAUUAUUUCCACUUAUCCAAUGAAACAUCUAAAAACAAAUCAACUAAUAUUUCAAGAAUUAAAUAUUUUCUGUGAAAGGUCUUCACUUUACUUUGU